AUGACGAUGGGCUUCCCAGCCCCUGCUCUUCCAGGAGAUGCGUCUCCUUUCCACCCGCCGGUGCUGCUGGGCAGGUCGCUGUCACACGCAAUGACGGCCUCGCCCAUGAUACCGCAGAUCCCUCAUGCCCCUUCAUCCCCAUCGGGGCUCGUCCACUCAACAUCGCAUCUGCUGAAUUUCCAGAGCCUGAUGCCAUCGGCAUCCCACUCCCAGACCUCCAUGUUCCAACCUGCAAAUUUCCAAUUCACCUUCAACGCCGAACCCUCCACGAGCGAAGCCAGGCAGCCGGCAGAGCCCGUGGCUGCACCUCAGGCCGACCUUGCACUGGGCGGGACAUCCGCGAGCUCGGCAUCCGCAGCCCCGUGCGAUUCGCAUGCGCAAGCAGCACCUUCGCAGUCAUCUGUGCAUCGUAGAGAGGCCCAGCGGCCGGCCGUGGGGGUGUGCCAGGAGCCGAUGAACUGCGAUGCGCAGCUCAAGCAGUGCAUCGCUGAAUGCAGGAGAGUGCUCGAGGCCAAGGCAGCUCAGUGCCGCAGCGCCGGCAAAAAGUACUUUGAUCCGGACUUUCCUUCCGACUCAAGAUCUCUGUGGUUGAACGGUCUCGCGAUGACAGAAGGUAGGAAACUCUUCGUGGCGAAGCUGCCGACGGACGCGGAUGCAAGCGACAUCCGCGAAGAUGAGAUGGAACAGGUCUUCAGCACCUACGGGCCUGUCGAGGAGGCAAUCUUGAUGGACCAGAAUCGCUCGAACAGACCUGACGAGCGCUGCGGCUUCGUCAUCUACAAGUCGGCGGAUGCUGCGCAGACGGCGAUCCAGGUCUUGAACAACGUCUACCGCUUCCGAGAGGAGGCCCCUGAUGCCAUCCACGUCAGCAUGGCACGGUCGCGUGCCAAAGGGGAUGGCAAAGGCAAAGACGGCAAAGACGGCAAGGGCAAGGACGGAGGGCACGGGGGCCCCGGCGACCGCCACGACCGAGGCGGCGGUGGCGGUGCUGGCGGUGCCGGCUUCAUGGGGGAUCCUCCUGGCCGGCCUGUCUACAGAGGCCAAGAGGUGCAACGAGGCGGAUAUGAUCGAAAUGAUUUCGAUGCACCACGCGGCGAUGCCCGCAGAUAUGACUACGGCCCCCCGGGUCGCUACGAUGCGCCGCGGGGCUAUGAUCCUCGCUACGAUGCACCUCGGGGGCCAGAUUACGGACCUCGAGGUGGAGGACGGGAGGAGUUCCGUCACGAUCGUGGAUAUGCGCGAGAUGAUCGAGGUGGUUAUGACCGGGACUUCAGAGGUCCUGACAGAGGUCCUGACAGAGGUCGCGACCGAGGUCCCGAUAGGUAUGAUCGACCCCACGAUCGGCCGGAGAGGCAUGAGAGGUUCCGAGAUCGUGACGACUACGAUCGACGGGACAGAAUAGAUAGAGGAUAUGAUCAUCGACCUCCUGAGCGCGACUGGAACGACCGAGAUCGGAGCAGCUACGAUCGUGGUCCGGAAAGCUUCGACAGAGACCGCUUCGACCGCCACGAGCACUUUGGUCCAGAACGAGGCUUCGCAAGAGAGCGGCCCGAGCGACAAGGAGGCUAUGAUGAGCGGCCGCCAGGUGGCCGAGAUGGCGGCAAAGGAGGCCAAGGCGGCGCACCAGGAACCAAGAUCUAUGUCGGGAACCUGCCCACUGACAUCAGUAAGCAGGCCCUUUCGCAAGUGUUUAGCAGUUAUGGGCAGGUGGAGGAUGUCCACAUCAUGACGGGCAGGUCGAAAAGCGGCCAAGCAUCAGCUUUCGUGAGGUAUUAUAAUUCCAAGGAUGCCAACGAUGCAAUUCUUGCAAUGGCCCAAGGGUACGAGAUCCGUCAGGGUGACGGGCACAUAGUUGUCCGCCUGGCAGAUGGCGAGGCUAGCUACACUAUUGCGGACGUCGCAGCCUACCACAGCUCCUGGCAGAUGGCUGGAAGUGGCAAAGGGGCGCUCCUGACAGAGGAGCAGUCAAUGCUGAAGUUGUGGGCAGGGGACCACCGGCAGCUUGAGCGAGGCCUGUCGAUGCGCGAGACAUGGCGAGACCACGCGGGAGCCCCCGACACGCAAGACGAUGCCAUACGAUGCCCGGCCCUCGUGCGCGGGCACCCUGUGGCAUCCCCGACUUUCGAAUCCUGCGAGCACCAGUACUUCAGACUUGCCUGCCACAGUACCAGCCGUGUACCAGCCAACAAUCGCCACAAAUCAGACAGCUCGGUGACUCCUCACUGGACACUACGAGAGCAGCCACAAGUCGGCUACCAGGGAGCUGAUGUCGCGGGCUCGUCGCACGAUGUCGAGUGUCAAUCUGUCAAGACACGCUCCGGCUGGAUUGCGGGAUUUGCUGGCAUGACGCUGAAGGUGAUCGCGCCUGGGGCGCUCGGGAGCUUUCACCUGCAGGGUGCAUUGGCAAUGAUGCGCAGUGUCGGCAAAGAUCCCAACGAGUUGAUAGUUCACCGAGACGCUGAUGUGGGUAUCUAUGGCGUGCGCUUUUUCAAGGAUGGAAGAUGGAUCUACGAGGUUUUGGAUGACCUUCUUCCAGAGUCGGAGCAGCGACAACUCAGCAGCUCCUGCAAUGGACAGGAAUGGCCUGCCUUGAUCGAAAAAGCGUACGCCAAGUUGCAUGGAUGUUACGAAGCUGUUGCCACUGGUGCAGAGGAAGAUGCCAUGGAGGACCUCUUGGGAGCUGGCUCUGGGCGCUUUGCUGUCAGCGACUUCCCUGUCUGGGCAGAAUUGUGGCAACAUCUCAGGAGCAAGCGGAAAAGAGGCUUUGCUCUGGCAGCCAUCCGGAGGAGGGAAGCAGCAGGGGAAGUGCCCUCUCCGCUGACAAGCUCUGCACAUCAUGUCACCGUGCAUGCCAGGUCCUGUUAA
Symbiodinium necroappetens is the source of this 2865-nucleotide messenger RNA. NCBI's taxonomy places the organism in Eukaryota, Dinophyceae, Suessiales, Symbiodiniaceae. The record is from the annotation of a GenBank genome assembly.